Thermochaetoides thermophila DSM 1495 is the source of this 2235-nucleotide messenger RNA. RefSeq names its product putative universal stress protein. NCBI's taxonomy places the organism in Eukaryota, Fungi, Ascomycota, Sordariomycetes, Sordariales, Chaetomiaceae. The transcript is spliced from 3 exons. The coding region runs from base 1 to 2235 and encodes 744 amino acids. The record is from RefSeq and is a predicted model, not a curated record.
AUGUCUCGACGACCGCCGAUGUCAAUGGAGGCGUCUCUCGAGGAGGAGCGGAGGGAGGUACUUGCGUUGCUUGAGGGACGCAGUUCCAGUCCUCGUCCUUUCGGGGCGCGCUCCCCGUCGCCUUAUACAACGCCGCGCUCGCCUGUGCGUAGCAUGCUAGACAUUGGUGAACCUCCUCGCUCCCAAACUCCUCCCCAAAGUUUGUCUGCUAAGACUAUUCCCGUUCGAGCAGCUCCCGUCCGGAGUAUGCUUGACGUGGAUGCUCCGCCGGUGCAGCCGGUUCGGAGCAUGCUAGAUGUCGAUUCCCCGCCGCCUGCGGUUUCAAAGGUUCAGAGCCAGCCUACGUCACCAACUGACUCGAGUCCUCGUACCCACACUACCCAUGGCACUCAUCCGAGAAGCAUGUCCGAGGUGUCGACCAGGCCUAAUGACUUUGGGUCGCGCAUGUCGGUGCAGCAGCCUGAUCCUUUGUCCGAAUACCAGUUCUCUGGCAUCAUCACAACUGGCGUAGGACAGCCUCUUCCGAAACGUGUCACUCAGGGAGACAGGCGCGCUUCGGAUAUUCCCAAGAUUAAUGACAUUCCCAGCCUUGUUGUUGUGGGCGAUAGGGGACGCCUACACUCUGCGUCUGGACCAUCCCUACGUGCCACCAAGUCGAAGUCCCCACACAAUCGUUUCAGCUUGCGUUCGCAUUCACCAGCCGCUCCUAUCCUUGGCCGUCACCUCAGCCCGGCAGGCCGGAAGUUUCUCCAGGAGACGCAUGAAAUCGACUACAACCUUGCCUACACUCGCCUCUCAGAUGCGGCCCUCGCACGAUCAGGCGGUAGUCUCUCGGAGCUGGGAAGGAAGAAGUCAGAAGAUGCUGAGGGUACCGGCAGGCUAGCUAAGGACUAUCUGAGUCCAGAUGGAGAUAUACUGCCGGAAGAGAGCAGUGACGAGAGUGACCGCUCAUCCGGGGAAGAGAAUGAGCGUGGCAGGAAGGCUUCGCGCAGUAUUGAUAAACUCCCUACCGAAGGCAGCAAGUCUGCGUCCGGCGAAGGGAAGAGGCAGGCUCAGACGCUGCUCCAGGCAGCAGAAGAUGAACGCUUGCAGGUAGUGGCGACCCAGCAACCGACAUACCAAUACAGGUCGCUGUUGGAUGAUCCAAAGAUCACAGUUGCAAAUCCAUCUGGUGAAAGGAUCAAACACAGCAAACCCCAUGUACACCCUGCCACCAGCUUCGACAAUCCCCCGGGCUCUGGCACACAAACGCCAAUGGAUUCGGACACGGAGGCCGAUCUGUCCGACAUCAAGCAGGCACAGAACUUGUCGUUCGCCAUGACACAGAUCAUCGACACACCUGAGGCUCAUCGCACGAUCCAAAUCAUUACCCGUGGCGAGUACGAGAAACUGGCGAAGGAGGCUGAGGAAGAGCAUCGUCCCCCGCGCAAGUACUUGGUAGCAACAGAUUUGAGCGAGGAGUCAACUCAUGCGCUCGAAUGGGCUAUUGGUACAGUGCUCAGAGAUGGCGAUACCCUAUUGGCCAUCUACUGCGUUGAUGAGGAAGCGGGCAUCGGUGGCGUCGACGCGUCAACUCCCGGUGGCGGUCAGGUGCCUGAUGAGCCCAAAGCCAUGAAGGAGCAGGCCGCAGCCAUUAAUACUGUUACUUCAUCCACCACACCCAUUUCUGCCAGCGGGACCAAUCUCCCAUUGCAUACCGCUCCUGGUACUUCAAAGCAGCAGGGUUCGGAUGGCAGCACUUCUGUGUCUCCGGCACCCUCAGCUACGGCUAAUGGCAAUACUGACACUAUUUCUGGUUCCGGCACAAAUGAGAACGGGAAUAGGGACCAGUCGCAGCCUCCACGCAAGGAGCGCAGCAGGGCCGAGGAGGAGCGGUACAGAGCUGUGGGCGAAAUCAGCUCGCGCGUACUGAGGCUGUUACGCAAGACAAGACUGCAAGUAAGGGUCAUUGUGGAAGUGCUGCACUGCAAGAACCCCAAGCACCUGAUCACAGAGGUGAUUGACCUUGUCAAUCCUACGCUGGUAAUUCUCGGUAGCCGGGGGAGGAGUGCGCUGAAAGGCGUCAUCCUUGGCUCCUUCUCCAACUAUCUUGUCACCAAGUCAUCCGUCCCGGUGAUGGUGGCACGGAAACGCUUGAGGAAGCAGGGAAAGAACAAGCGCCUGCCAUCAACGCACCAAGUCAACAACAUCAACAACCCAGCGGCACGCAGCCUGGCCAAUGCGAAGAUCGACUAG